This is a messenger RNA of Melozone crissalis (California towhee), 1176 nucleotides long. Its product is annotated as helicase SRCAP-like. The annotation marks the transcript as partial. Lineage: Eukaryota; Metazoa; Chordata; Aves; Passeriformes; Passerellidae. Gene Ontology annotation, molecular function: ATP hydrolysis activity; ATP-dependent chromatin remodeler activity; ATP binding. The transcript has 8 exons. The record is from RefSeq and is a predicted model, not a curated record. Gene Ontology annotation, cellular component: Swr1 complex.
GUGGUGCAGUUCAAGCAGCAGUCGCGGCUGGAGGAGAAGCGCAAGAAGGCGCUGGACCUGCAGCUGGACUUCAUCGUGGGCCAGACCGAGCGCUACUCGGACCUGCUCAGCCGCAGCCUCAACGCGCCCCGGCCGCGCCACGGGGACCUCGGCCCCGCAGCCUCGGCCCCCGAGCCCCCCCCCGGCCCCUGGGCGACCUCCUGGGGGCGCUGCCCCCCGCAGGUGCUGAGGCGGGGCCGGGACCCUCCCCCGCCCUGGGGGCCCCGCGAGGAGGACGAGGAGUUCGAGGCCGAGGAGGAGGAAGGUGAGGAUGAGGAGGACACGAUCGCGGCCCAGGAGCGCCUGGAGGGCGAUGUCGAUCACCAGCAGGAGCUGGACGACCUGGCCAGGGAGGGUGCGCUGCCCAUGGAGGAGCUGCUCCAGCGUUACCGCGGCGCCUUCGCCGACUCCGACUGCGACUCCGCCCCCGGCGCCAGCAGCACCCGCUCAGACUCACCUGGCAGCGACGAUGACGACGACGACGACGACGACGACGAUGACGACGACGAAGCCGACGACGAGGAGGAGGACGAGGAGGGGGAGGGGCAGGAGGGGGGCGUGGCCGCGGCCCCCGGCCCGGGGGAGGAGCCGGGCGAGGUGGGCGUGGCCGCCCCGCCCGCACCCGCCCAGGCGGGCGGGGCCGAGGGGGCGGGGCCGGCGGCGCCCGCGGGGGGAGGCCCCGCCCCCAAGAAGGAGAUCAGCGACAUCGCGGCGGCGGCCGAGAGCCUCCAACCGAAAGGGUACACGCUGGCAACCACGCAGGUGAAGACGCCGAUCCCUCACCUGCUGCGGGGCACGCUCCGCGAGUACCAGCACAUCGGGCUGGACUGGCUGGUGACCAUGUACGAGAAGAAGCUGAACGGGAUCCUGGCCGACGAGAUGGGGCUGGGCAAAACCAUCCAGACCAUAUCGCUCCUCGCUCACCUGGCCUGCGAGAAAGGUAACUCACCUGUGGGACACACCUGGGAUACACCUGAGAGCGAUGGCAUACACCUGAGAGUCAUUGUGUACACAUGGGAUACACCUGGGACGGGGCUGGGCAAAACCAUCCAGAGCAUCUCGCUGCUGGCUCACCUGGGCUGUGAGAAAGGUAAUCACACACCUGGGCACACCUGGGCACACCUGGGAUACACCUAG